Colletotrichum destructivum is the source of this 1636-nucleotide messenger RNA. RefSeq lists its product as uncharacterized. Bases 362 to 1636 code for a protein of 424 amino acids. The transcript has a single exon. The record is from RefSeq and is a predicted model, not a curated record. Lineage: Eukaryota; Fungi; Ascomycota; Sordariomycetes; Glomerellales; Glomerellaceae.
UUUUUGUUUCGUAUGUAAGGUUUGGCCUGCUGAUGGGACUGCUGGGCCACUGGUCGUCAAGCCGUGGAACCAGAGAUUGGGGGAUGGGGGCUUUUAUUUUUUGGGUUCUCUCAUGUCUUCUUUCUCUUUUUCCCCCAAACGCCAUCGACCUGUUGAAGUUUAAAGCCAACGCAGCUCACGAUACCAUCGGAGAUAGCCCGGAGACCACAGACAAAAUGGAGGGCGGCAUCUUUCAGGGACCGCGAGUCCUCCAAAAUCAAACAUCACUCGCUUCUCUCUCUCUCUCUCUCUCUUCUAAGCAGGUCAUUCCUCCACGCAUAAGUACAUUCGCUGCACCACCGGACGCAUCCUGUGGCUCGUGAUGGUCUUCGGAAUCUUCAAGAAAUCAAAGAGUGCCGACGACGCCGCCGGCCCGGCCGACAAUGGAAUAGUCCCGGUGCGCCGGAUCACCUCGAAUAGCAUGGCCUACGCGCCAGCCGCCGAGCAGGAUCUUAUCGGUGUGGAUAUGGCGGCCGUCUGGGAAUCCGUCAACGCGCCCCGCACGACGUUGAACGUCGACAGCUACGACUUCUUCCUUCCGGCAGGCCCCAUGGUCGAGGACAAGUCCUGGAUGAUCCUGACCAAUGGCGACAUUGGUCUGGUUACCUGGAACGGGCUCCUGGUCGAAAACAGUAACGUGAUCCACCGCGUCAAGACGAAGAACCAAAGAAAGGCAUUCACCUUCCAUUGCGGGUGCUUAACCCUCGACUUCCGCCUGUCUCAGUCGCUCCGUCGGAAUUUUAUCGGACACGGUGCAACAGCCGAGUACCGUAUCAUCACGAGGCUCAAGACGGACUGCCGGUUUGCCGCCGACAAAGUGACAAAGUGUAUGGCUAGCCUGCUGUGGUUCAGAGUACAAGCGUACGGCAGCACGCAAUGGCGGACGUCGACGGAAGUCGCAGACGAUCUGCGGAAGGCAACAAAGGCCUUGCGCAAGCUUGUCGGGUUCGCCGCCCGGUUUAUCGAGGUGUUGAGGAGGCAUCAUCAAGGCAAUGGCAGGGAGGAUAGCAUGCCCGUGGCGUACAAAAAGGCCCUCAUGCUCAUGGGCCUCGCGAAGUGGUACCGCAUCCACCGCGCCAUCAACUCUAUCCAAUGUCUGGAAAAUGCCCUUCGACGAUCGGUCGAUGAAUCCACGCGCCAGGCAGCCAGUAGAUCUGCAUGCCUCGUCCAGUCUAACCUGCUCGGCAUGCUGGGGUGGAGGCUCGCACCUGGGAGCUUGGGAUCGCAACGAAACGUGCUACCAGAUGUAUUAACCACACUGGAUAUUCUAGGUACGACGGACUGGGAUUGUUACGCGGAGAAGGAUGUGAGGGCGAGGAUGGAACAGACCGAGAUCACGGUCCGAAUCGUCAAAGAGGCCGGCUUCACCUUCUGGACGCAGCAAAAGAUCAUGAGGUUUCUGCGACACCGACCGCUGAGCAAGAUUGAUUUGACCGAGCCGAGUUGGGCCGGCCAAGAAACUAGAGGGGAGGAAAAGAUACAUCCUUCCCAUGUGAGGAUGCUCAGGGCUCUGCCAUGGGUGCGGUCUUUCGACGUCGACGGCCACAUCCCUAUCCUGAGGUUUGUGGCCCCUGAUUCGGUUAACGGGGUCAACUGA